Molecule: messenger RNA, 9295 nt
Organism: Carassius gibelio (silver crucian carp)
Lineage: Eukaryota; Metazoa; Chordata; Actinopteri; Cypriniformes; Cyprinidae
Product: obscurin-like protein 1
Exons: 32
Coding region: 384-8609 (2741 amino acids)
Molecular function (GO): protein binding
Source: RefSeq, a predicted model, not a curated record
GCCACAGAGAUUGAGGGACUGCUGGAGUAUUCAAAGAAAAGCUUUCUGAUGAAGCUUAAAUCAUCUUAAAAGGGGCAUGUAAAGCUUUGGCAAAAUGUGCAGGUGACACUGACUAGAUGUUAAUGAGAAGGACAUACCGAAACAAACUUACCGAAGUGGAAAAGGAUUAUUUUGUUUAUUUUUAUUUUUUAAACCUACAACUGGAAGUGAGAGCCAGUGAAGCAGGAGAAGCUGGUUGGCCUGGAAUCUAUAUUGACAGUUGUCUCUAAGGACUGAAGAGAGUGCCUUGAUAAAGAGCUGGACAACAAAAUUCUUCCAGAGUAAUAAAGAGACUGAAUGCCUGUAGCCUGUCAGCCUGAGUGGAGGUUGGCAAGUGAGCAGGGAUGGAUGUGUUUGGUGGAGCACCACGGUUCCUGGCCUACCCUCGUCCUGUGGUAGUACAAAGUGGCACAGAUGCAGUUCUAAAAUGCCAGAUUGGCGGGGAUCCCAGACCAGCAGUUAUAUGGGAGAGAAACAAUGAGAAAAUUCACCCAGAGGACAGAUACCGGGUGUUUGAGGAUGGAAAUGUCUACAACCUUAUCAUAACCUCUGUGACAGUGGAGGACAGUGGACAAUACAUCUGUAAGGCCAAGAACUGCAUUGGAGAGACUUACGCCGCAGCCACUUUGAAAGUAGAAGGUGAAGCACAGGAGAUGGAGUUUCGGGAGGAAAACAAGCCACGCUUCCUCAUCAAGCCCCUCUCAACUAGAGUUGGACGAGGAGAGGAUGCUGUGUUCUCCUGUAAGCUGUGGGGAAACCCCAGACCAGAAGUGAUGUGGGAGAAGGAUGGCAAGAAGUUAAAUGAGAUCUUUGAAAGCACACAUUUCACCAUCAGCUAUCAGGAUGGAGGAUGGUUCCAACUAAAGAUUUUCAAGACAAGAGCACCAGAUGGAGGGGUGUACACUUGUAAGGCCAGGAAUGAAUUUGGAGAGAGUCUGGCAGGGGCUGUGCUAUUGGUGGAUGCUGGACCAGGACAUGAGGAUGAAGGGAACCGUAACGGUUACACUAACGGCCACUGGAAAGCACAUCAGGGAAAACAGAGAAGUAGUAGGCAAGUUGCAACACGGCUGAAAGAUGAUCCACUGCCAAACUCAGCCAAAGUAAAAAUGUUUGCAGUGACAGAAGGGAAACAUGCAAAGUUUCGAUGCUAUGUAACAGGGAAGCCAAAACCUGAAAUAUUAUGGAGAAAAGAUGGGAGACUUAUCUUAUCUGGCAGACGGUAUCUUUUGUAUGAAGACAGAGAGGGUUACUUCACACUUAAAGUUCUCUACUGCAAACAACAGGACAAUGGAGUUUAUGUCUGUUCUGCCUCAAACACUGCAGGACAAACCCUGAGUGUGGUACACCUUAUCGUCAAAGAGCCACCUAUCCGAUUUAAGCAACCACUGAAUGACUUGCAAGUAUGGGAGAGAGACUUAGCUGUUCUUGAGUGUGAAGUUCCUGAGGACUCUGUUCCAAUCACAUGGUACUUAGAAGACAGGCGACUACAACCUGGAGCCAAAUAUGGGAUGGAGGAGUGGGGGACAAUGCGGCGACUCACAAUUCGUGAUAUUGGGGUUGAUGAUGAUGGGAUAUAUCUAUGUGAAAUGGCUGAUGGGGGCAGAAGCAUUGCUGAGGUAGCAGUCAAAGGAACCAUUGUAAGAAAGCUGCCACGAAAAGUUGAUGUUCUGGAAGGGGAAAAUGCAGCCUUCUGUGUGGAAGUGGAGGAGGGAGAAAUGGACAUUCAUUGGUACAAAGAUGGAACAGAGCUAAGGGAGACCCAUCAGACCAUUGUCAAAUCCUUUGGAAGGACACACAUCUUGGUCUUUGUCAACACCACACCACAAGACUCUGGUUUGGUCAUGUUCUAUGUGGGUAGAUCGAAGACGUCAUCUCAGCUAAGGGUGAAAGCUGCAAGGCACUGUCCACCAAGCUGUCCUAUCGGGGUACAGAUAAACACAGAGCGAGCGAAUGCAGCUCUCCUGUCCUGGUUUCCUGCACAAGACUCUCGGAAGAAUCCACCUUCAGGGUAUAUUAUUGAAAGACAAGAAGUUGGCUCACAGGAGUGGCUGCAAUGUUUAACCACAGACUCUGUAACCUCAGUGGAGAUUCUUGGCGACAGCGUUCCAUGCGAGGCAGACUACAGAUUUCGGAUAUGCAGUGUCAACAAGUAUGGAAGGAGUGGAAAUGUAGAGUUCCCUCGAGCAGUUCACCUUGUUCCAGUUGCCAGAAUCCAAACCCCUCUACAAGAUGCUUUAGUGCCAGAGGGCCAGGACGCCUGCUUUACCAUUGAGCUGUCUGCCUCAGUUAUAGGCACUUGGUUCUUAAACGGAAAUCAGCUUCAAGACGAUGAACGUUUCUCUAUAAGGCGUUCGCGUACACACCAGUCCCUACGCAUUCGUGGGGUACGGGACACAGAAAAUGGAGCAGAGAUCACCUUCAUUGCCUAUGGAAUUCGAGAUUCUGCUGCUUUGUACAUACAAGCCCCACUGGUAAAAUUCACACCACUUUCUGAAAUGGAUCGAAACAAAUUUGUGGAGGUUGGCAACCCUAUAGUGCUCUACUGUGAGCUCUCAGACCCUGAGACUCCAGUUCGUUGGUAUAAGAAUGGUGUUGAACUUCAUACAAUGGAAGGUCUGCACAUCCAAUCAGAAGGAACAAUGAGGAGGAUUGUCAUCCAAUCAGCUGAUUUCUCCCACUCAGGAGUUUAUAGUUGUGAUGCUAUUGAUGACGUCAUCAGGUUUAACGUGGAGGUUGAGGCCCCACCAGUGAGGUUCUUAGUCCUUCCGGAGGAUGAUAGGAACAAGUCCGUUGAAGCAGGCUCACCGAUAGCACUGCAAUGUGAGCUCUCAGAUCCACUCGCCCAGGUCUCCUGGUAUAAAGAUGGUGUGAAACUUUUACCACAAAGUGGACUAGACUUCAAAUCCAAGGGCACAAAGAGGCAACUGAUUGUCCAGGCAGCUGAAUUUUACCAUUCAGGGGGGUAUAGCUGCAAGACAAGGGGUAAUGCUGUCCACUUCAAUGUGGAAGUUAAAGCCCCACCUGUGAGGUUCUCUGCUGUCCCUGAGGUUAAGAGGAGAAAGUGCAUUGAAGCAGGCUGCCCCAUUGUUCUGCAGUGUGAGGUUUCAGACUCUACUGCACAGGUCCAGUGGUACAAAGAUGGGGAUCAGCUCCUUAUAGAAUCUGGAGUAGACUUCAACUCAGAUGACUGUAUGAGAACACUCAGUAUUCAAUCAGCACACCCGUCUCAUGCCGGUGUGUACAGCUGCACAACAAAGGAUGAUGUCAUCAAGUUUCAUGUGGAGAUAAGAGCUGUACCCGUGAGGUUCUCAGCUGUUCCUGAAGCUGAGAAGAAUAAAUGCAUGGAAGCUGGUGGACACUUUGAACUCCUCUGUAAGGUCUCAGACUCUACAUCCCAAGUCAGCUGGUUCCACAACAAUACGCAGCUUCAGCUAGAGAGUGGUUUGGACAUUCAGUCAGAGGGAGAUGUAAGGACUCUGGUAGUCAAUCCAGCUGAACCCACUCAUUCUGGAUUGUGCCACUGUGAAUCAUCUGAUGACUCUGUCCCGUUCCCUGUGGAUAUCAAAGACCCACCAGUGAUGUUCUCAGCAUUACAAGACAGCGUGAAGGACCAGCUGGUUGAAGCAGACUACUCCACUGAUUUGCAAGGUGAGAUCUCAGAUCCAAAUGCCAAUGUGUGUUGCUACGAGGAUGGUGUAGAGCUUGUCUCAGAAAGUCAGCCUCAUAUCAAAUCGGAGAGCACCAGGAGGACAUUAGCUGUCAAGACAGCACAGCCCUCUUACUCUGGAUGGUACGACUAUGUGAGAACGGGUGAUCCCAUCCAAUUUAAUGUACAAGACCAAGGGCCACCACCAACAUUUUUGGCUGUUCCUGAAGAUGAGAAGACCAAAUGCACUGAGGAAAUGGAACCUGUUGCAUUACAUUAUGAAAUUUCAGAUUCAACUCCAUAUGUCAGCGUGACAAAAGAUGAGAAGGUCAUGCUUUCUCAAUUUAAGCCUGAACCUGAAGUUCACUCAGACAUAUCCAGAAGAACUGUAAUCAUCCAUGCACCUGAGACAUCUCUUUUUGAAGUAAACAGCCAAAAGACACCAGAUGAUCCCACCCCGUUUGAAAUGGAUCAAGCAGAACUGUCUCACUAUGAGGUGUUCAGUGGUGAGACCUAUGAUGACUCUGUCCAGUGCACUGUGGAUAUAAAAGCUCCGCCAGUGACGUUCUCCAGUGUCCCUGAGGCUCAACGGACCAUAUGCAUUGAGUCAGGAAGACCCUUUAAACUGCAAUGCGAAAUCUCAGACCCUGAUGCACAAGUCUGGUGGUACAAAGAUGGGAAUGCGGUGCUUCUUCAAGAUGGCAUUGUUACUAUGUAUGAGGAAGCAAUGAGAACACUCUCUGUGCAAAGUGCUGAAUUAUGUCACAGCGGAACAUACAGCUGCCAGACAAACAAUGACACCAUCUCAUUCCAUGUGGAAAUCAAAGCACCUCCUGUAACAUUUGGCUACAUACCAGAAGAUGAUCUGCACAAAAAUAUUGUGGAACAAGACAAUCUACUCCUUUGCUGUCAAGUGUCCAGGUCAGAUGCUAUUGCACAAUGGUACAAGGACGGAGUAGAAUUAAAGCCUUGUGACAACAUCCUCAUAGAAGCAGAAAACACUAUACGAAGACUGAUCAUCCCUUCAGCUCAACUCUCAGAUUCUGGGACAUAUACCUGUCGGGCUGGAAAUAGUGCAUUAACAUUUCAAGUUUAUGUAAGAGCAAUUCUCUUUUGCUUUACAGAACCCCCAGUGAUGAUUGUAUAUCCCAAGGAAGAUGUCCACCUUGAUCGCUAUGUUCCUGAAGAAAUUGUUCUUAGCUGUGAACUUUCACGGCCAAAUGGAAAGGUGACAUGGUUCAAGGAUGGACAAAAACUACAGGAGAGUGAAAACAUAAAGCUAAAGACAGAGGGUCCAUAUAGACGGCUAAAAAUUCUGCGCAGUGGUGUUGAGGACUCUGGAGAAUAUGUCUGUGAUGCAGCUGAUGAUUCAAUAUUCUUCAAUCUAAACAUAAAAGAACCCCCAGUGCGCAUAGUUUCUCCAAGCCAGUCCCAAAUGGAACUUUGCCAGCAGACUUCUGAAAGGAUGGUCCUGAGCUGUGAAAUCUCUAGACCAAACGCCACUGUACGUUGGUAUCGAGAUGGACUUGAAGUAGAGGAGAGUGACAGCCUAAUUCUGGAGGUUGAUGGUGUCUAUAGGAGACUUAUUAUCCCAAAACCUACCAUCAAAGACUCUGCAGAAUAUGUCUGUGACACCGCUGAUGACUCAGUGACCUUCUUUGUAAACAUUGCAGAGCCACCAGUUAGAUUUAUUCGGCCAAGGAAAAUGGCCCAUGGAGUAGAGAAACUUGUGGGAGACACUGUGGUUCUGGAGUGUGAAGUGUCUCGACCAAAUGCUGAAGUCACCUGGAAGAAGGAUGGAGACGAGAUAGAGGAGAACAGCAACAUAACCAUCACAGAGGAUGGCACAAGUCGACAUUUAACCAUUCACUCUGCAGCUUUUGAAGACACAGGGCAAUAUGUCUGUGAUGCUAGAGAUGAUGUGAUGGAUUUCCUAGUGAAAAUCAAAGAUACACCACUAAAAAUUCUGCGAAAAGCUGAACUAGAAACAAAGUGCCGAUUUGUAGCAUCUGAUGCUAUUGUGUUAAAAUGUGAGGUCUCAAGAGCAAAUGGAGUGGUCAGUUGGCUUAAAGACAAUGAGAAGAUUGAGGGAAAUGAGCAUUUCAUCUGUGAAGAGAAAGGGACAUUCAGAUCUCUGAUUGUCCCCAGUGCUGAAUUAAAGGACUCAGGGGAGUACAUCUGUGAUGCACAAGAUGAUAAAGUUGUCUUCAGUGUUACUGUAGAAGACGCUCCAGUGUCCAUUAUUGGGAAUUCAGAGAAGCCAGAACACCACAUUUUAAUGACAGGAGAUGAUCUUAUCCUGGAAUGUGAGGUAUCUCGAGAAAAUGCUAUAGUCCAGUGGUACUGCAAUGGAUGUUUGCUACAAGAGGAUGUACGCACACAUAUUGAAAGCAGAAAAACAACGAGGAAGCUUGUGCUAUCAGGACUUCAGACAUCCGACUCUGGAGAGUAUCUCUGUGAUGCCAUUGAUGACAAAAUGAUAACUAGGCUAACAGUUCAAGAACCCCCAUUUAAAUUCAUUAAAAAAGAUGAAAGAACAAAUAUUUCAGCCUAUGAAGAAGACAGUGUGACACUGCGUGCCACUGUUAAUAGGGUCAGUGCCCCAGUGAAAUGGCAGAGAGGCCAUGAUCCAAUCAGAAGUGAUCGUUUCCACACAACAAGUGAUGGUAACACCCACUACCUCACUAUUAACCCACUUAAGAGAUGUGAUACUGGAGAGUAUACGUGUCAUGUGGAAUCUGACGAGAUGCAUUUCAUUGUCCAUGUUAAAGCAAUGAAGGUAAAAUUCUCCAAACCACUAGAAAAUGUAGUGGGACUCAAAGGUAGUGAUGUGGUUUUAAAAUGUGAACUGUACAAGUCCAAAGGAGAUGUUCAGUGGCUCAAAGGCAGCCAAGAGAUUACCCCAAACAGACACUUUACAAUCAGAGCUGGGGGUCGAGUGAGAAGCCUGACAAUACAUGAUGUAACAGAAGAUGAUGCAGGAGAGUAUGCUUGUGAAUCCAAAGAUGAAAGGACAUCAGCUACUGUGGUGGUCAAUAUUCCUCGCAUUGUGGAGUUUAUCGCAGAGCUACACAACAUAACUGUCAUGGAAGGAGAAGACGCAACAUUUAAGUGUAUGGUAUCUCCAGAGGAUGCUAAGCUAGCCUGGUUUAGGAAUGCCCAGCCAAUUUCAUCAAAUGAGAAGUUCAGCAUCUCAAGUAAUGGAUUAUGCCAUGUGCUGCAUAUCACCAACUGCCAAGUCUCAGAUAGCUGCAAGUUGACAGCCGAGGCUGAAGGUGUGAUUUCCAGAGCUACCCUUCAGGUCCAAGAGGCACAGGUGCUUUUCACAAAGAGCUUGUGCCCGGUAGUUGCAGAGGAGUUUGGUGAAGCAACGCUUGAGGUGGAGGUCAGCCAUGAAACUGCAGAGGUACAGUGGAUGAGACAAGGAGUGGUAAUACAUCCAGGGUCCAAAUUCAUCCUGAAGCAAGAUGGCAAAAAGCGUUCUCUCACAAUCCAUAAACUGACACUUUCAGACCAGGGCACCUACAGCUGUGAAACGCUACAUGACCGUACACAAGCCAAGCUCGCUGUGGAACCACGAAAAAUCAAGAUUUGGAAAGGUCUAACUCAGAUCCAGACUUAUGAAAGAGAGACGGCUUCGUUUGAGGUGGAGCUGUCACAUAGCAAUGUGGAGGGUGUAUGGCAGAAGGAUGGGCACAUUCUCAAAAACAACAACCGUUUGCGUAUGACUGCGAAAGGACGAGAACACAGCCUAACCAUCUCUAACCUGACCUUGGAUGACACUGGAUCCUACAUAUUCUCUGUUGACACCAUCAGAUCAAUAGCAAGAUUGGACGUUAAAGAAAUUCCUGUAUCAAUUCUGAAAAAGCUUGAGGAUAUCAGGCAACCAGAGGGAUCUGGUAUAACACUUGAAUGUGAGCUCUCACGGCACAACGUGGACAUAAAGUGGACAAAGAAUGAUGUUCAUCUUAAACCAGGAAAAAAUCAUCGUAUUUAUUCGAUGGGAAGAAAGUGUUUUCUACAGAUACUGAAGUGUGAACUGGGAGACUCUGGUUUAUAUGUGUGUGAUGCUGGAGAUGCCACAACAUCCUGUACAGUGGAUAUCUAUGAGAGGGAGCUUGAGAUACUACAAAGCUUAGAGGAUCUGGAUAUUCAAGAAGGUCAGAAUGCAGUGUUCGUGUGUGAAGUUUCCCUGGAUGAUGUGCCCGGAGAGUGGUUUAAGAAUGGCGAGAAGAUAAAACCAACCAGCACCAUUAAGAUCCGUCAGGAAGGGACAAAGCACUUCCUCCUCAUAUGCAAUGUCAAAGAAGACGAUUCUGGACAAAUGAAGUUCGUUGCCAAGAAUCUUGAGACAACAGCUUACCUCGAAGUGGAGGCACUACCAGCAAACAUUGUGAAACCACUUCAGGAUAUAACUGCUCUGGAAAAUACCCGUGUCAUACUGGACUGCACUUUGACAAACCCCCGUUGUAGCAUUCGCUGGUAUAAGGGCCCAAAUGUCAUCCUGCCCUCAGAACACUUUGAGAUCUGCAGUGAAGGAUGUUACCGAAAACUUGUGAUUCAGCAGGUGUUGCUGGAAGAUGAGGGCACCUACAGUGUUCAAGUUGGAAACUACACAUCUUCAGCAAAACUAACUGUUGAAGCUCAGUCGGUCCUGAUGGUGCGAGAGCUGCAGGAUGUGGAUGUAAUAGCUCCUGCAGACGCAUGCUUUGAAUGUGAAGUUUCUGCGCCAGUGGCCAAGGCACCUACCUGGACACUGAAUGGGGAGACACUGCAUCCUGGUCCUAAAGUUGUGGUAGAGAAAAUGGGAACCGUUCAUAAGCUCAUUCUCAAACAAACAUCUGAAGACAUGGGCGGCACUGUGUGCUUUAUUACUGGGAAAGCUAAAAGCACUGCACAUCUGCAGGUCAAAGGUAACCAGUGAGAAACAACACAUAAGCACUUACAGUGCAUAAUAAUCACCUACGCCACUAUUUAAAUACAAUAACACCAAAUGAAAUGAUGAAACUAUUAACUCUUUUGAUGUGUCUGAAAGUGAGAGCGCUAUCAUUAAUUUAUUUGAAAUCGAAAUUUAAAAUCUUUAGUGUCAUGUUUUACAAAUUAUAUCCCACUUUACAUGGUUUACCAUCCAUAAGAUAAUAAUAGUUCAGUUUUUCUAAAUUUAGAAUCAAAUACAUUUUGCUUUAUAAAAAAAAUACACAAAAUGAAUAACACCAGGCCAGAUAUCUUUAUGACUUAAAUUUCUUGCACAGUAAUUUGGUAUUUAAUUUUUGAAAUUUGUGUAUACUGUAUAUCCUUGUAUAGAUAUUCUUUGUGCAGUUUAUUUUUAAUUAUUAUUAUUAUUUUGUGGGAUGCAGAUUAAAGUGAGAUUAAGGCAUGUAAUACAAUUGUGCAGGGCCAAAGAUGAUCAAAAGAGCGUUUGGGACAGAAAUUGACUUUUACAAAGGAAGGGAAACAUUUACAUAUAAAUGUAAAUGGUUUUGAGAGUUUUAAUUGUUUGCUUCUGUUGUAAGAAAAGGUUACAGUUCAUGCCUUUUUACUUAAGUAUCCAAAUAAAGUGCCUCAGUUUCCUCUUGUUUAUCAAUAUCUUUCAAUAAAAUGUUGUAAUAU